UUUAGCUGACAAUGAGUUUUUUCCAGUUUGUCAACAUUUUUCAAGAGCAAACUGGGUUUUUUUUCUCUUUCUUCAACUGUUCACAUUCUGUCCACCAGCAAAAAGCAACUCCUUUUUUUCUUUCUGAUGUCAUCUCAUGGGGUGGAUAUAAAAAUGAAGACAGUUUGGUAGAAAUUCAUAGUUCCAGUCUUAUUUGAGCACAUUCGGUGUUAUCAGUCACAUAACCUACAGGUAAGAAAAUUCAAAUCAACCAGGCACUUGCUGUGUCGUGUUAUUAUUAAGAACAUCUGUGAUUACAGCUACAUAUUUUAUGCUGAUGAAGAAAAUGCAGUUUCUUCUGGUUUAUACAGCUGCAACUUAUUGAGGAACCUCUCCGUUUGUCUGUGUAAUUCUUAAAGACAGCCAGAAGGCAUUUGAGAUGAUCUGAUAAUCAGGUUUAAAACUGAAUGUAGACACAGGCUAAAACACCAACACUCGAAAGAUCCUGUUCUGAUAACAUUUUAAGCCUAUAACGUUAACAUAGGCUUAAUAGAGAUCUAUGACAUGCAACUGGUAAUUUUAUUAAGCAGGGUCUGCUACGUGAAGAAAUGUAACAAAUUAUAUUUUAAGUAAAUUGUAGCAUGCUUAUAUUUAGUCAUUUUAGGAGAAAGUCCCAGUUCUAGACAAAGGACAAGAGUGGAAAGACUUGAUAGAAAGUAAGUGCUUAGAAAGCUUACAAUUUCCCAGCCUCCCAUUGACUUUAACCUCUGCACUAGAUGGCGUCCUCCACACCAACUCUGGCUGGGGGCUGCUUUGGGAAAAUAUAUAUGGUGAAAUAUGGAGACACAUGGGCUGCAAUGAAGAAAGUCCCUCUAAGCCUUCUCAGCAAAACACAGCUGGAAAGAGAAUGCAAAGUAUAUAAUAAUGCCCGGCAUCCCCAUGUGGUGAAACUUCUUGGUAACCCUUGGCUGAAAGAAUCCAAGUGGCACAUUCCUUUGGAAUUCAUCUUUGGUGAAGACCUUGAGACAACCAUAUUUAAAGCACAAAUUUCUAAAAUACAGCUAACUCAAGCAGUGAAAGACACAAUCAUCUCUGGUAUGUGUGAAGGUUUGCUCCAUCUACAUAGUAAAGACAUCGUCCACCAAGACCUCAAACCUGAUAACAUCAUGGUUGAGCAUCAAACCCACCGUGCUGUGAUCAUUGAUUUGGGGCUGGCUAAAUUCUUCAAAAAUGGGCUCACCUCUGCAAUGAACUUGGGAAAUGAGGCUUACUCAGCUCCAGAGAUCCUACAGAUGAAUGGAGUUCGUGACAAGCGUUCAGAUGUUUGGGCCAUGGGUAAAAUCAUAGCUGAACUCUGUGCCAGGGUCAGGCUACCGACCCAAUAUGUGUCAGCCAGCAAAAUUCAGGAAACACUUAAAGACCAGCCGUACUGUAUUCCUGUGUCCAAUAUGGUGGAAGUCAAUCCGAAGUACAGAGCAACUAUGGCUGCAGUUAUCUCAGACAUUAGGAGAGCUGGUUCAACUUCACAAAUGGACAUGAGGCAAAGAGAUGUCACAGUGACACAGACAAAUGAAGUUAGAGGAAAUCAAAAGUGGUGUCCACAAGUAUUUACUUUAUCAAUGUUGAACACUGAGAAUCCUUAUUGGCAGGAUUCAUCGCAAAAGAGAGUGGUGGUAAAAACAUUAGUCCCUUUAAAAGGUGAGAGCUUAAACAAUCAGCAGUCCCUGAUGUCAUUUCCUUGCCCCCUUCCUGAAACCGGAAAAGUGACUCAGCAACGCUACACUGAGAGAAAAGGAGUGAUAGAAUAUAAAGAGAUUGUUACAGAGGGUGGGAGAGUCACUAAGUAUGAAAAAGUGCAAAUAAGAAAAACAUUCUAAAAAUCAAUGACAACGUCUUUUUUUUAUUUUAUUUUUUUACUUUUUAUAGCAGUGGCAAGUAGUCAUUUAGCAGACUCUUAUCCUAAACCUGUUUGCUGGCUUGAUGCAGAACAUGAAAUUGGGUUCAACUGCAAUAUGUUUUAUCAUAUUUAUAUUAUACAGUAAAUACUGUAUACUAGUAUGAUUAACCUUACUCUAACCAGAGCACAACAAUAUUAAAACAAAGUAAGCAGAUAAAUUUAGUCACAAUAAUUGAAUAUAAAAAUUAUAAAUUAUAUAAAAAAUAAAAUACAGAAAAGUAGAUAAGACUCCACUUUUGUGCUCUGAAGACAUACAAUAGCUUUGUGUGAGAAACUGAGUGAAAUGUAAGCUUCACUGAAAAUUUUUCCUGAUGCCAUGGCUCUUAAAUUUUAUUUUAAAAGAUACAGUCAAACUGGGCAUGUCACAAUCGGUCACAAGACACAUGAGAUCCAGUGACAUCUGGCAUCAUUGACGUCUAACCCUGUGCAACGUGGGAUGAGGUGGCAAGUUUUGAAUGUUCAGUUGAGUAAAGGAUUUAAUUGCUAUGGCAAAGGGGAUGAUUAUCAAUGAAUAACACCUUGAAUUUUGAUCUGUUCCUCAAACAAAGCUAAUUUAUCAAAAAAAAAAAAAAGACAUGAAAUAUAGUGCACAAGUGAAUAAACUGUUAAUUGUUAUGUUACUUGGACAUUCUGCAUAAUUAAAAAAUCAUUUUGUGUUCCACCGAAGAUAGAAAAUUAUAUGGGUUUCAAACAAGAUGAUGAUGAAUGAAUGAUGACAGAAUUUCAUUUUAAACCCAAAAAGUUUAGCAAUGGGUAAAGAAAUAGAAUCCUCAUAAACAAGUUGAAUACAGCACCAGAGUGAUGUUUUGGUGGUGUAGGACCUCUUUUCAAAAUGUCUAUAAAGAAUAAAAUGUAUUAUUACUGUUUAUGUAUACAACACUACUCUGAUUAUAGUCAAAAUGAUUUAUUGAUGUUUGAUCUAUUAUUCUGAAAUCACACCAGUUCACAGCACUGAUGAGUUUCAUGAAGUAAACCCUUUUUACAUCUGUAUUAUGCAAUAAAAUUUACAUUAUAAUUUUUGUCCAUAAGUUCUGUGUGCAAUAAAGUGAUAACUGAUCCAUUCUAA
Molecule: messenger RNA, 3002 nt
Organism: Myxocyprinus asiaticus (Chinese sucker)
Lineage: Eukaryota; Metazoa; Chordata; Actinopteri; Cypriniformes; Catostomidae
Exons: 4
Coding region: 756-1856 (366 amino acids)
Biological process (GO): autophagosome organization; autophagy; peptidyl-serine phosphorylation
Cellular component (GO): cytoplasm; autophagosome
Molecular function (GO): protein serine/threonine kinase activity; ATP binding
Source: RefSeq, a predicted model, not a curated record